This is a messenger RNA of Cataglyphis hispanica, 1600 nucleotides long. RefSeq names its product JNK1/MAPK8-associated membrane protein. Gene Ontology annotation, cellular component: membrane. The transcript is spliced from 3 exons. The record is from RefSeq and is a predicted model, not a curated record. Gene Ontology annotation, molecular function: ubiquitin protein ligase binding. Bases 457 to 1365 code for a protein of 302 amino acids. Gene Ontology annotation, biological process: response to unfolded protein. NCBI's taxonomy places the organism in Eukaryota, Metazoa, Arthropoda, Insecta, Hymenoptera, Formicidae.
GCGACUUGCGCGAAAGUUGACAUGAGUUGUUAUAUAUUGAUAUACAUGUAUUUAUUAUAAUUAUUAUAUGUAUUAUAUGUAUUAUAUGUAUUAAUUAACAUACAUAUUCAAAAGCAAGUUAAAUAUGGAAAAAAAUAUGACCCUUGUCGUUUCGUAAACUGCAUGAGAGACAAAUAUAUGUAUAAUAUUCGCUAUUAAGAGAGAUCAAGGAAUUAGCAAAGUAUUGUAUCUCUCAAAGAAUAGCAAAGGCGCUUUUUUAAAUAGCAAAAGAGGUUCACGAGAGAGAUUUGAAAGAGAAGAAAAAAGGAGAGAAAGUUGACAAAAAAUGUUGAAAAAUGUAACAUUAUAGUUUGACAGCAGAAAGGAUAUCCUCAAAAAAAAGUAAAAAAUUGAAAAAAUAUCUGCGUCAUGUAGGUCGAUUUCGUAUUGCGAAUCUAACCUAAGAACAUAGACGAUAUGAACACCCUUACACGGUGUCCCGGAUUGUACUGCGGCAGAGAACUGUUGCCGGAUGGCAAUUGGAGCGUAUGCGGAGCUUGUCCUCGUGGCUUCCGGGCCAACACCUCGUCAGCGUGCGUGCCCUGCGAUGACACGCCGAUGUUCUACGACUGGCUUUACCUGGGCUUCAUGGCUCUGCUGGCCCUGGUGUUACACUGGUUCUCCAUCGACAUGGUGUCCAUGCGCCGGAACAUACCCAAGGAGGUGAUUGCUCUGCACCUGUCUGCCUUGCUCGAAGUGGUACUGUCAUCUGUCAUAGUGCUACAGCUGACCCAUCCCAUCGGAACGUUUAACGUCAAGUCGUGCAGGGCGAAGAAACUGUCAGACUGGUACACACUGCUGCACAAUCCCAGUCCGAAUUAUGAAGCAACGCUACACUGUACACAGGAAGCGGUGUACCCCUUAUACACUAUGGUUUUUGUCUUCUAUGCCCUAGGCAUUGCUCUCAUGUUAUUAAUAAGGCCAAUAAUAGCCAAGAAAUUUUUGCCAAAACAGGGCAAGCUCUCUAUUUAUGCCGCAUUGUAUUUUUAUCCAAUUCUCGCACUACUUCAUGCUGUAGGUGGAGGUCUAAUUUAUUACUCUUUUCCCUACAUUACUAUCAUUCUGUCAGUUCUUUCAAAUGCGGCGCAUUUUGCAUUUAAAUUGAAUCAGACGAUAAAGUCGUUGCUGUUAAGUUCUAUCUCGAAUGUAAAAAACGUAAUAGUCAUCUUGGGCCAUUGGUUGUUGCACGGUUACGGUAUAAUAGCGGUCGCAACUCUUCGAGGAAUCAGCAUCCAUCCCGGAAUGUUAGUCUUAGUUGUACUACCAGCCUUGUUUUAUAUCAUAACGGCACGAUUUACCGAUCCACAUAAGUUGCACAUCGAAUAAAUCUCUAUUUUAAUAAAUUUUUGUAUAUACUAAAUCGCGCAUAUUGAAAAUUAACAUAUUUAAGCUAUUUAUUAUAGAACAAAAGAUUUUUGCGCGCGUGCUCAUGCGUGUAAAAUUCUUUUUUUAAUAGAGAUUUUCUGUUAAUAAACAUCAAUAAUGAAAUUUUAUUUAAUUAAUAAUUUAUAAACAAAUUAUUUUAUAUGCAAUAUAUAUAUAAUUUAAAAUAAUCUAAAAU